This is a messenger RNA of Sphaeroforma arctica JP610, 1424 nucleotides long. RefSeq lists its product as hypothetical. Lineage: Eukaryota; Ichthyosporea; Ichthyophonida. The record is from RefSeq and is a predicted model, not a curated record. The transcript has a single exon. The coding region runs from base 175 to 1047 and encodes 290 amino acids.
GGCUGCACAGCACAAAACAAGCGGCCAGGUGCAGUUUCUUUAGUUCUUUGCUGUAGAUAUGCAGUGUAUUUUGCAUUUAGGAGAUUCAAGAGAAAGCCAUCAAAAAUUCAAAAUACUAUAAAUUGAGGUGCUGUGAAGUCAUUUUCUAACCCUGACACAAACUUGUACUCCAAUAUGAUGUCCAUAAAAGCUUCCGUUUUACUACUAGCACUUGCUUGCAACACAAAUGCAAAGGCACUCUCGAAACGUGGCUACAGAUCUUCUACAGAAGCCAUCUGCAACCGUGCAUGGUCCAAUAGUGGUUCAAGCGGAAAGACUGACUGUACAGGAGCUGAUUGGAUUUUCUCUUCGGUAGGUGACAGAAGUAGUGCAGUAUCAGCUGGAUUAAAAAAUUCUGCCGUUACAUCCAUGGCCUACUUGUCGGUAGGCACUGUAAACACAGACUUUCCUGCCGACCCUAGGCUAUCUGCCUAUACCUGGGAGGAAAACAGUGAUUCAAAUGGCCAAGGAGGACUUUGGGGGGAUCAUUGGUUUAACCCAGAUGAUCUUGUUCCACAUAUCUUGCCCAUAAUGAAAGACAUCAUGGACGACUACAAAGCGCAGGGCUUCAAUGCGAUCAGCACAGACAAUGCCAAACCAUCAGACGCAGUAACUGAUAAUGAUUCAGUAGCUGCAAGGCAUCGUGCGAAUGACCGCAUUGACCCACGAUAUGUCGAGUACAUGGCAGGCAUCGUAGACUAUGCACAUUCUAUUGGUAUGAAAGUGGCGUUGAAGAACCCUUCCUUCUAUGUGAACGAACCUAGUAUAAUACACAAAUUCGAUGCUUAUAUUGUAGAAUCCCUCUUCAACUGGUACCCGUACGAUAUUGACAACUACAACGGCAGUCCUAAUCUACUUACUGGAUCAAAACCUAUGUGGAUAUUCCAAUAUGAGGGUAUCAAUGGGUUGAGUAAUUCAAAAUUGCGAGAACGAAUGGUGGAGCAAGGCGUGGAAACGACAUACAUGGAUACCAACAAUGGUUGGGUGGAAUUCCAUGCCACGCAGUAGAAGACGCACCUUAGAACCAUAGAACAAUUAUCGAUACUGUCAAAAAUCUUUAUGUGGAUAUUAUCGCGCGUACUGUGCAUAGCAACACCGUUUCCAAGAAUUAUGGAGUGAAUUAUGGAGUAUGCAUGUACCCGCUGGAUGGAACGCCAUGCGAGAGUAUACUCUGACCAAUAUAUGGUUCUUUGUAGUAGUCGACUACGAGGAUAACCUGUUUUGGCAACCUUUCCUACAAUCUUUGUAGUAGUCGACUACGAGGAUAACCUGUUUUGGCAACCUUUCCUACAAUCUUUGUAGUAGUCGACUACGAGGAUAACCUGUUCUGGCAACCUUUCCUACACUGACUUAAUAAAUAAUCUUUUUUUUUACGUUGCGAACCC